Hibiscus syriacus is the source of this 2315-nucleotide messenger RNA. RefSeq names its product mechanosensitive ion channel protein 10-like. The record is from RefSeq and is a predicted model, not a curated record. Gene Ontology annotation, molecular function: mechanosensitive monoatomic ion channel activity. NCBI's taxonomy places the organism in Eukaryota, Viridiplantae, Streptophyta, Magnoliopsida, Malvales, Malvaceae. Gene Ontology annotation, cellular component: plasma membrane. The transcript is spliced from 5 exons. The coding region runs from base 106 to 2250 and encodes 714 amino acids. Gene Ontology annotation, biological process: monoatomic anion transport; transmembrane transport; detection of mechanical stimulus.
UCUCCUAGUAUUAGUUGGCCUUAGUGGGAAGAUAAUAUUGAAGCCAUUUCUCUACGAUGAACUCUUCUUCCUCUCUUCCAUGUUGUUAGCUAGCUUUGUGCAUUAAUGGAGUCCCAAAACCAAAACAAACAGAAACACAGUUCAGAUCAAGUAGUCCUCUUCAUGGACGAACCAAGCUUGAAACCCAAAGACUCAUCUCUUCGAGCAGAUACUACUAACAAUACCGAUUCAGUCUCACAACAGCAAUCCCCUGCAAAAACCAAAACUCUUCGCCGCCUCAACUUCUCCAAACCCAGAGCUCGUUUUGCCGAAACUUCUUACCCUCUAACACCCAAAACCAUCCCCGAAUCCGAUCAAAACCAGACCUUGUACCCUGAAGACGAUACCUCUUCCACUGACUCCGAUGACGAGUGGUUCGACGAUGAUGAAGAUGAUGAAGGAGAUAGUAAGGAAGCCAAGUAUAAAAGAAGGAGAAGAAAGAUCAACAAAAGAGCCUGGAUUGAGUUCAUUCUCUUUGUCAUUAUCAUGACUUGUUUGAUCUCUUCUUUAACUGUAAAGUCUUUGGAACACAAACUUAUUUGGGGUUUAGAGAUAUGGAAAUGGUGUCUUAUGAUACUGGUUUUGUUUUGUGGACGUUUGGUUUCAGCUUGGGUUGUUGGGUUCAUGGUGUUCCUUAUAGAACGGAAUUUCAUACUUCGUGAGAAGGUUUUGUAUUUCGUUUAUGGUUUGAGGAAAAGCUUUCAGAAUUGCGCUUGGCUAGGGUUAGUUCUUCUCUGUUGGAUGAUCAUGUUCCCCGAUGGUCAUAAACAGAACAUCGUCGUGAAAAAGACGUUUCUCGCCCUUAUCGCUGUUCUCACCGGCGCCACCAUUUGGUUGUUGAAAAUCGUUUUCGUCAAGGUUUUGGCUUCGUCUUUCCACGUCGCGACCUUCUUUGAUCGGAUGCAAGAGAGCGUUUUCCAUCACUAUAUCCUCGAUGCACUCUCGGGGCCUCCUUUAGACGAGGCCGAGAGGGAACUGCCGCGUAAACGAGGGCUCCGGCAUGCUAAAACCAUGCCUGCGAGGCUGAAGGAAGGCGGCGGUGGAGGGGCGGUGUCGAGGACGUUGUCGAAGAAAGGGUCGAGAAGGAUUGACAUGGAGAAGCUGAAAAAGCUUAGCUUGGAAGGGAGAGCGAAUGCAUGGAGCGUGAAGAGGCUGGUGAACUACGUUAAGUCGUCGGGGCUGACGACGAUAUCGAGGUCGGUGGACGAUUUUGGGGCGGGGGAGUCGGAGAUUAGCAGUGAGUGGGAGGCUCGGGCAUGUGCUCAGAGGAUCUUCAAGAAUGUCGCCAAGCCCGGUGCCAAGUACAUAGAAGAGGAAGACCUAUUGAAGUUCUUAAGAAAUGAAGAAGUUCAUACUAUAUUUCCUCUCUUUGAAGGAGCCCUUGAGACUGGAAAGAUCUCCAAAUCUUCCUUCAGAAAUUGGGUGGUACAUGCAUAUGUUGAGCGCAAAGCCUUGGCUCAUUCCUUAAACGACACCAAAACAGCAGUCCAACAGCUGCACAGACUAGCAAGUGCAAUCGUUAUUGUUAUUAUAAUAGUAGUCUCCCUCCUCGUAAUGGGAGUCGCAACCAUUAAGGUUGUCUUCGUCGUUACCUCUCAGCUACUUAUCGUCGGGUUCAUGUUCCAAAACACCUGCAAAACCAUCUUCGAAUCCAUCAUUUUCGUCUUCGUCAUGCACCCUUUCGACGUCGGAGAUCGUUGCGUCAUCGACGGAGUUCAGAUGAUUGUGGAAGAAAUGAACAUUCUGACAACAGUGUUCUUGAGAUAUGACAUGGAGAAGAUAUAUUAUCCGAAUUCUGUUCUUAUUACAAAACCUAUUAGCAACUUCAGAAGAAGCCCCGACAUGGGAGACACUGUUGAGUUCACCAUCGAUGUCUCUACUCCUGUUGAAGACAUCAAUGCUCUCAAGAAGGCUAUACAGUUGUAUAUUGAGAGCAAGCCAAAGUAUUGGAGUCCAAAACACGUAUUGAUAUUCAAGGAGAUUGAGAACAUGGAUAAGAUGAAGCUGGUUCUUUGUGUUCAGCACACGAUGAACCACCAAAACUACGGCGAAAAGAGUGGUCGGAGAUCGGACCUGCUGUUUGAAUUGAAAAAGAUGUUCGAGGGUCUUGGUAUUAAGUACCAUCUUCUACCUCAGGAAGUUCAUCUGAUCAACAACAACAGCCAGGUUAACAACAUUAUGCCUAAUGGCAAUGUUAGAAUGCCCAUGUGAUCAAUAUAUAUAUUCCCGCAGGUAUAAUUAUAUAUAUCCAUUUUGUCAAGUCGAUAGCAAAAAGA